This is a messenger RNA of Tachysurus fulvidraco (yellow catfish), 2813 nucleotides long. RefSeq names its product tribbles pseudokinase 3 (gene trib3). Gene Ontology annotation, biological process: regulation of MAP kinase activity; positive regulation of proteasomal ubiquitin-dependent protein catabolic process; protein phosphorylation. Gene Ontology annotation, molecular function: mitogen-activated protein kinase kinase binding; protein kinase activity; ATP binding. The transcript is spliced from 4 exons. Lineage: Eukaryota; Metazoa; Chordata; Actinopteri; Siluriformes; Bagridae. The record is from RefSeq and is a predicted model, not a curated record. Gene Ontology annotation, cellular component: nucleus. Bases 918 to 1964 code for a protein of 348 amino acids.
GUUUACUUCUGGUGCCCCUGUGUUUGCUUGCUCCCGGGUGCAGUAGCGCUGUGCGGGCCGCUAUUGCGGCGAUGUGGUGUAGAUGUCGUCAGACGCGAGAGGUGGAGCUCGAGAUGUUGCAAUCGCGCUAAGUACAGCAUCAUCGACACGAAGCUGGUGUCACGCAGGGAAAAAAGCGUAAUAGGAGUCGCAGAGCAAAUUGAGCUACCAAUUCGGACGAUCAGGUGUAGGGGACACAUUUGAUUCGAAAGCUCAUUUUUCAAUGGAUCUUAAAUCCGGCUUGAAAGAUUAACAACAACCGAGGUCCUCUGGUGCCGGGACACAUUUCGCACCCCCACCCCCAUGUAUACCAACUUUAUGGACUACUUUUUUUAUCUAAAGUAGAAACCUUCAGUUUGCUCCUAGGCCAUUUUCCCCCAUACUUAGUGUGUUUUGUGAACGGCUUUGCUUUAUUUGUUGCUCAAGGACCGCAAUACGACGUUGUUCCUGCGAGAAUCAGCCUUCAUUCAGCGGAAGUAAGGAACAAAGACAUUAGUGUCAACAGGAAUAAGCGGUAGAUGGUAUUUCCACUUUAAGACUCAUCAAUAUUUAUCUAACAACGGAACAAACAGAAACCACCGGCCUCUAAAUACAAGCACAAUCUGCUGGCGCACGUAUUUUUCUGAGUAUUACCGUUUUGGCGACUUUGUGGAAUCAUCCAGACUUCCAGUGGCUCGUGGCACUAUUUCGCCUGGAACAGUUCUUACAUUAACUUCUAUACAAGUUGUAUAACUAUAAUAUAUACGUGUAAAAAUUGUUUCUGAAGUUUAAAAAAAACGAUGAACGGAGUAAAAUAAGAGAAUUGGUUCCAACGACUUGGCGCUGAAUUACUAUUGUUCUGCUAUUGAAGAGACGCGAGUCCUUUGUUCAGCAGCGAGAUGAGUGUAAACCUCUCAGCACCUGCGCUCUCAAUGCAUCUGAAGCGAGUAGACUGUGAAGACCACCAGAACACCCAUACACUGAAAUGCAAACGCCGUAGGCUGAACCAGCCCCCCUCCCCUGGUCUAGCCCCUUGCCUUCGGCCUCAAACUCACAGCACAGACCACACGAGCCCAGAGAAACCCUGUCUCUCUUCUAUUGGGCCGUAUAUUCUGUUGGAGGCCACAGAGGGCACACAGACAUAUCGAGCAGUCCAUCGCACCACUGAGCAAGAGUACACCUGUAAGGUGUUUUCAAUGAGGAAGUACCAUGAGCUCAUUGCUCCGUACACCCGUCUGUUGCCCCAUGAGAACAUUUGUAAAAUAUCAGAAGUAAUCAUGGGGGAGCAGAAUGUGUACAUCUUCUUUGAGCGCAACUACGGUGACAUGCACUCAUAUGUGCGCAAAUGUAAGAGGCUCCAGGAGGAUGAAGCUGUGUAUCUCUUUAGGCAAAUGGCAUCGGCAGUCAUGCACUGUCAUGAAAAUGGCGUUGUACUGCGGGACCUCAAAUUGCGCAAGUUUGUCUUUAUUGAUGCAAAAAGAACACAGCUGGUUUUGCAGAAUCUAGAGGACUCCUGUCUCCUGAAUGGUGAUGAUGACUCUCUCACAGACAAACAUGGCUGCCCAGCCUAUGUGGGACCAGAAAUCUUGAACUCUCGGCAGUCAUACUCUGGAAAGGCAGCAGACAUUUGGAGCCUGGGGGUGGUGCUCUAUACCAUUCUUGUGGGUCGCUACCCAUUUCAAGAUGUGGAACCUGCCGCCCUGUUCAGCAAAAUCCGUAGGGGCACCUUCACAAUCCCAGAGACACUUUCACCCAGAGCCAGGUCUCUAGUGUGCUGCAUGCUCAGAAAGUCACCCUUGGAGAGAUUGGAGGCUGCAGACAUUUUGCUGCACCCAUGGCUCCACUGUAGCACCAAUGUCUUUAUCAGCCAGCACCCUAACUCAAGGCACUCAAAUGACCAAGUUGUGCCAGACUUUGAGAAAAGUGACAAAGGAGACUGUUACUGAAUCUUGGGGAAGCACCAGAGUGAGAUUUCAUCUGCCUGUGUCUGCUUGCACUUUUGGGGAUCUCUGACUGUUUGCAGUGGUUUCAUACUGGGGAAAGCUGUGCAUAUAUAAAAUUGAAAGACAAAGUGAAUUGGUUUGUAUGCCACAUUUCUCGCCUUUGUGGCCUGUGAAAAUAGACCUAAAGAAUAUUGGUUUGAAUGGUUUAUUUUUAAGUCUGGUAAAUACCUAUGAUGAUACAUGCUAUUUAAAAGAAAAUAAAAACGCCUAUAAAAAGAUAAAAGUCUUGUACUUUAGUAGUUUUUAAAUGACUUCAUUUGUAGAUUUGCUAUUCAAAGCACAGCUGGAACUUUAGCCCACUGCUCCUGCAAACAUUCAGUUCAGCAGUGUUCUGAUAUUCCUGUAUAUAUUCCAUACAGUGUACAUUUAAGUUUUUGAAUUACCUGUUACCUCUGACAUGAAUCCUGGAAUACUUGAUGUAUGUGCCUUUUAGUAUGCACUGUUUACACAAUUUUCAAUGGGAAACACAUUUAAUAAUUUAAGUGCCUUUUCACGAUAUAAUAAGCAAUUAACUUUUUUUUGGAGUAACUUACCAAAGAUUUAGUAACUUACCAAAGGUUUCAUCACCAAUCCUCAUUUUGGGAAUCUCUGAUAGGUCAGAUAAAUUGCUCACUUUUGCUUUUUUGUAUAUGAAGGGUUAAAAAUAGUUUGGUGUUUUGCAACACUUAGAGACGUGUCUGUAAUCUUGUUACUCACUAUGGUCUUGAUUCACCCAAAAUGACAUGGUAGAGCAAGGAUGAUAUAUCCAGUGCUAUUUUCAUAUCUAGACUAGGAGCCACAAAUACAUACAUA